Messenger RNA from Temnothorax curvispinosus, 2146 nucleotides. RefSeq names its product putative nuclease HARBI1. The record is from RefSeq and is a predicted model, not a curated record. Lineage: Eukaryota; Metazoa; Arthropoda; Insecta; Hymenoptera; Formicidae. The coding region runs from base 650 to 1981 and encodes 443 amino acids. The transcript is spliced from 5 exons.
UGUAAUAUUUAGUCGUAGGUCACAAAGAUUUUAGUCUUGAAACCAUACUGUCUACAAUGGCAGUAAGACAUAACCAUAAGAUGGACCAAUGGAGAAAGAGAAUAUGGAGUCUGCCACAAAAGUGUGCUUACAGGAUCUGUUUGAUGUUUCUGCCAGAAGCAGCAAGUUUUGUGUUAUCUUUAUUUUUUGCUGUGCAUUCUAUACACACAGAAGCAGUAUGUAACAAGAAUAGAGACUUUUUAAUUAUUAUCACAAAUAAUUGUCAUUGGUAAAUACGGCUGCACGUGUCACAGGUGUAGUUGGUAGGGCAGAAACUUUGUCCUCCUUAUUUUACCUGACAGCUUUAAUCACAUGUACUAAAUGUUCCAAAAGCAAAAGAUUUACAGGGUGUAUGAAAAUUUUAUUGUACAGAAGGUUAGGGCGUGGGAUAUUUUCUUAGCACUAAAGUCAGCUUUUGGUGGCAAUAAAAUUUAACCUGCAUGGUCAGGCGAGUGUACAAAAGGUUUGACUGCUCUCACACUUGUUACAGUUAGCCUGCUUAUCCUACGAUUACUUAUAAUGGGCUCAAAGUUACCUAUAUUUAUCAGAUUCGACAAUCCUGCAUUGAUUGCAACAACACCAACAAGACAGUGUACAUAAUCGUUCAAAUAUGCCUGCGUGCGUGUCAAAAAUAGAUUUACAGAAAUUAAACCUUAUAAUACAUUUUAUGUUAUAUUGGCAUCAAAGCAUUGUACUUCAAAUAUUAACGUAUCGGAUACAAAAAGUCAAAAGCAGACGUUGGUGGGUGAGACCAAUCAAUAGAAGGAAACGUCAAGGUUUCGUGUCUAACCUAUUUCGCGAAAUUAAAUUAACUGAUCACGAAGAAUUUUUUAUGUACACGCGACUUUGCCCAGAACAGUAUAAAAUUUUACUGGAGUUAACAACUCCAUAUCUUACUAAGUACAGCAAUCGAAAACCUUUGUCACCUGAAAUAAAACUGGUCAUAACUUUAACAUAUCUUGCUCAAGGGGAUAGCGUUGUAACUAAACAUCUAGAAUAUCGUGUGGGAAGAUCAACAGUACACAAAAUUUUACCAGAAGUGUGCCAUGCUAUAUGGCUAGCUCUUCAACCUAUUGUUUUGCCUAUUUUGAAUUCUGAGGAAUGGAAGAAGAAAAGUGAGGAGUUCUUACUUAAGUGGCAAUUUCCAAAUUGCAUAGGAGCGCUUGACGGUCGUCAUAUGGAAAUACAAGCACCACCAUGCUCAGGAUCGGAAUUCUAUAACUAUAAAAAAUAUUUUAGCAUAGUUCUUAUGGCUUUGUGUGAUGCCAAUUACAAAUUCACUUGGGUUGACAUUGGUCAAUUUGGAUCCAUAAGUGAUGGUGGUGUAUGGAGCAAGACAAACUUUGCUGCUGAUUUAGAAAACAAUGCAGCAGACUUACCAGAACCUACACCUUUACCAGGAAGAGAUAUUCCAUUUCCUUAUAUUAUAGUUGCUGACGAAGCAUUUCCUUUGAAACCAUACCUAAUGCGUCCUUUUCCAAAAAAGGUAAACAGGUUAACGAAUGAAGAGCGAAUAUUUAAUUACCGAUUAAGUCGAGCACGAUUGUGUAUAGAGAACUCUUUUGGUAUUCUUACUUCUCGUUGGAGGAUUCUACAUAGAAGAAUUAGUUGCUCAGUACAAAAUGCAGAAAAGAUUUGUAAAGCACUUGUAUGCUUGCACAAUUUUGCUAUGAGUGGUAAUAACAGUGACCAAUAUUCUUGGUCUGAAUGGCUUCAUUCAGAGGAUCAUGAGGAAAGACGUCUUGAAGAUCGAUGGCAUAAUAUAGGAACUGAACAAUAUUUCAAACAGUUAUCAAGAGUAGGACCUAACAGAGCUGGAUCUUAUUCUUUGGGCUUACGUAAUUAUUUAAAAGAGUACUUUAUAUCACGUACUGGCCAUACUCAAGCACCAUGGCAAUUUCAAAGAGCAUUUAGAGGUCUGAAUAUCAACCCACCUGUUUAACAUACUAUUGUCGUAUACUUACUAUUUUUCAUUUACUGACAUACGAUAUUAUAAUAAACGCUGUAACACUGGUGUACGUAGUGUUUAUGUAACCUCUUAUGUCAGUAUAUAGUUAAAACUAUGAAUGUUAUACAAAAUAAUCAGCUAAAAAUUAAUAAUUUUACA